AUGAUGACACUGAUGAUACACUUACAUAUUGCAAGGUUUGCACUCAAGAGUUAGAUGAAUUAGACGGAAUUGAAGCACAACCGUACCCAUAUGUUAAAUCGGGAAGCAGUACUGGAAAUUUAGUAAAACAUUUACGCGAAAAGCAUCAUAUAAAUCCAAAGAAUUAUAAAAAGUAUCUCGAUGAUAAUAAUGAA
This is a messenger RNA of Racocetra persica, 194 nucleotides long. Lineage: Eukaryota; Fungi; Glomeromycota; Glomeromycetes; Diversisporales; Gigasporaceae. The record is from the annotation of a GenBank genome assembly.